Messenger RNA from Mytilus trossulus (common blue mussel), 1755 nucleotides. RefSeq lists its product as uncharacterized. Gene Ontology annotation, molecular function: protein heterodimerization activity; DNA binding; structural constituent of chromatin. Lineage: Eukaryota; Metazoa; Mollusca; Bivalvia; Mytilida; Mytilidae. The coding region runs from base 204 to 1706 and encodes 500 amino acids. Gene Ontology annotation, cellular component: nucleosome. The record is from RefSeq and is a predicted model, not a curated record. Gene Ontology annotation, biological process: nucleosome assembly. The transcript is spliced from 5 exons.
UUUUCAGAGCUUCAGUCAAAAAGUGGAUUGAAAGUGUACAGAAUUCCUACAGAGUUACCUCCCGGAUUUAGACGAAAACAACCAAUCAGGUCCAACCUAUCAAAAAUUCAGUGGUAUUUCUUUUAGGGCCGCGUUCAUCAGAUAUAUAGCAUAAUUUGGAUAUAGUUGUCAUUCGUUUUAUCGAACUUCAAAAAGCAAACAACAUGUCAGGAAGAGGUAAAGGAGGAAAAGGUCUAGGUAAAGGAGGCGCCAAACGUCACAGGAAGGUGUUGCGUGAUAAUAUCCAAGGUAUCACCAAACCAGCAAUCCGUCGUUUAGCAAGACGAGGUGGUGUCAAACGUAUCUCUGGUCUUAUCUACGAAGAAACACGUGGUGUCUUGAAAGUCUUUUUGGAAAAUGUCAUCCGUGAUGCUGUCACAUACACUGAGCACGCAAAGAGGAAGACUGUCACCGCCAUGGAUGUUGUCUACGCCCUGAAACGUCAAGGCCGUACCCUUUACGGAUUCGGAGGUUCGUGCUUGGCCAAUUCACCGGGACGAGGAAAAGGAGGAAAAGCAAAAGCAAAGGCAAAGUCUAGGUCAUCCCGUGCCGGACUUCAGUUCCCAGUAGGUCGUAUCCACAGACUUUUGAGGAAAGGAAACUACGCCGAGAGAGUUGGUGCCGGAGCACCAGUCUACCUUGCCGCUGUCUUGGAAUACUUAGCAGCUGAGGUUUUGGAGUUGGCAGGAAAUGCUGCCCGUGACAACAAGAAGAGCAGAAUCAUCCCCCGUCAUCUCCAGUUGGCCAUCAGAAACGACGAAGAAUUGAACAAACUUCUCUCUGGUGUAACCAUUGCACAAGGUGGUGUUUUACCAAACAUCCAGGCUGUACUUCUGCCAAAGAAGACACAGAAAGCUGCCAAUUUCAAAGUAUUCUGUCGUGUAAUCGUAGAUUUUCACAGAGAACAUAUCGCAAUGGCUCGUACAAAGCAGACCGCCCGUAAAUCCACUGGAGGAAAAGCUCCAAGAAAACAACUUGCCACCAAGGCCGCCCGUAAGAGCGCACCUGCCACUGGUGGAGUAAAGAAGCCACAUAGAUACAGGCCAGGAACAGUCGCUCUUCGUGAGAUCAGAAGAUACCAGAAAAGUACUGAACUCCUCAUCAGGAAACUCCCCUUCCAGAGAUUAGUUCGUGAAAUUGCUCAAGACUUCAAGACUGAUCUACGUUUCCAGAGCUCUGCCGUUAUGGCCCUCCAGGAAGCCAGUGAAGCUUACCUCGUUGGUCUUUUCGAGGACACCAACUUGUGUGCAAUCCACGCCAAGAGAGUCACCAUCAUGCCCAAAGACAUCCAGUUGGCUCGCAGAAUCCGUGGAGAACUUGUCAUUCGUUUUAUCGAACUUCAAAAAGCAAACAACAUGUCAGGAAGAGGUAAAGGAGGAAAAGGUCUAGGUAAAGGAGGCGCCAAACGUCACAGGAAGGUGUUGCGUGAUAAUAUCCAAGGUAUCACCAAACCAGCAAUCCGUCGUUUAGCAAGACGAGGUGGUGUCAAACGUAUCUCUGGUCUUAUCUACGAAGAAACACGUGGUGUCUUGAAAGUCUUUUUGGAAAAUGUCAUCCGUGAUGCUGUCACAUACACUGAGCACGCAAAGAGGAAGACUGUCACCGCCAUGGAUGUUGUCUACGCCCUGAAACGUCAAGGCCGUACCCUUUACGGAUUCGGAGGUUAAACAGCCAGCUGAAAAAUACAAAUACAACGGCCCUUUUCAGGGCCACCAA